Exaiptasia diaphana is the source of this 1970-nucleotide messenger RNA. Its product is annotated as protein BTN1. The coding region runs from base 240 to 1535 and encodes 431 amino acids. The transcript is spliced from 2 exons. Gene Ontology annotation, biological process: regulation of intracellular pH. NCBI's taxonomy places the organism in Eukaryota, Metazoa, Cnidaria, Anthozoa, Actiniaria, Aiptasiidae. Gene Ontology annotation, cellular component: membrane; vacuole. The record is from RefSeq and is a predicted model, not a curated record.
CUAAUUUAGAUAAACAUUUAAUUUAGGUCCGCAUUAUGAAAAAGCAUUUGUAAGGCAUCCUACCUACGGCCUGUUACUGUUCUUCACAUACAUCUGGUAUCACGUUUGCUUCUGUAAUCUUCGAAAAAAGGCAAUUUUAUGCAAAAUGGGAAGGGAGAGUGGUCUUCUUAGCCGAGCAUAAGGUCUAGACAGAAAUAAAGGACAACAUUUGAGCAUAUUUCAUUUCAUCAAGCAUUAAAAUGGAAGGAUCAGUAUCAAAGAAAGAAGAAAACGGCUAUGACAAGCAUACCAACAGUAAAGCUGCUGAAAUAGCCUUCCUCGUGUGGGGAAUUCUCUGUUUUUUAUGUGAUUCAUUAGCUCUCUCUGGGACACAAGAUGUUCUUGCUGGCACACAACUGCAAACAUCCACAGUGUUCUUUUGUUGGGCAUCUUCGAGUGUGAUUGCAAUGGCAGUGGGGCCUAACAUUAUUAUUAGGACUUCUUAUAUAUUGUCUAUAUCGCUUAUGGUUUUACUAAUGCUUGGUGGGAUUCUUACAAUUGCGACUGGUGCUAAUGUAAAUAUCAAGUUAAUCGGCGAUGCCCUGAUUGGCACGGGAACUGGCUUUGGCUGUUCAGUCGCUCUUUGCUUUUCAACGCUCUUUCGCUGUGAACAAGUUCGGCAAGCUUUUUCAGCUGGAUCAGCAUUGGGAGAAUUGAUUGGAACGCUUUAUUAUACAGCUAUGACGACAUGGAUCUGUGUGUCUCCCACAAUAACCCUUCUUAUCAUGACACCGUUGUGUCUUCUUGCCUUUGUUUGCUUUUACGUUAUCGAUAAAAAUCUUGACAUCAAGAUCAGUCGCAACGUCAUCUACACCAAACUUCAAAACUCAAGUGCAAGUGGCACAGGDGAGAAAAUCGACAACAGCAAAGUGACGAUCAAGACUAAACUGUCCGCCAUUAUGACUUUGUGUAUUUAUAUUGCUGCUCCUACUUUCUUAGGAUUUUUCUCAGAAUACCUAUUAAUACAAUCAAUAGUAUCUACUCUAGCCUAUGAAAACUCUCCUUUUAGACCACGUGACCAUUUUCAAUAUUACUACAUAAUGUUAUGGUUUGGGGAGGUCAUCGCAAGAUCCCAUCGUGCAAUUCUUGGAGCAAUCAACGCCAAGUACUUAUACACCGUCACAUUAAAAAACCUGUGGAUUCUUGCUAUCAUUGAAGUUUUACACAUGCUAGUUCUAUUUUGUGAGGCCUGGUAUCGCUUUCUGCCUGGUGUUGGAAUAGUUCUACUUCUCUGUUUUACUGCAGGUGUUUUCAUAGGUAUGCUUUUUACAAAUUCUAUGGAACUCCUUUAUUGUAAUCUUAAGGAGAAAGAAAGGGAGUUUGGGAUGGGGCUUUCUAUCGUUYCAUUGAACUUAGGUAUUCUAGUUGCUGGAUUGUUGGGUUUUUCGUUGGAACCACAACUGAAAGAACACUGCAUGGCCACUUUGACAAACGAUGUUUUAUGCUCUACAAGAUCUCUAUCGUUUAAAGAUGUAACCUCGAAAUGUGGAACCUAAAAAUGCCAGUCUAAAGUGACGUUUCUAAAUCUGCAUUGCAAGUCCAAAUGUAAGUGUAGCCUGCUCCAUUUAAAGGCGUGAUUUGUAACCAAGAGGUGUUGUGCCUUUCGCCACAUUUGAGAAGAACCGUAACAACAAUAAAGAAAUGUAGCAAAAGCAGCAAAUGAAAAUUAAAAAGUCAGCUCAACACAGCAUGAUCGUUUCCCUAAUCAAUUCUGCUCACUAUUCACACGACUGKGUAAAAUCAGGAARUUUUCCUCUUUGUUCAAAUAACGCGAGGACGAAUUUGUUUUCUCACUCUGAAGAUGACUUGCAGGCAGGAUAUCGAAACGUCAUGUAGCUAUGACAGUCUUCCUCAAGACUUCUCUGAGACGAUCAUAGAGUGAACACACUUAAUCCAUGAAGUUUAAUACAAAAUAAUAUUUUAAAUUCUGC